Molecule: messenger RNA, 393 nt
Organism: Pongo pygmaeus (Bornean orangutan)
Lineage: Eukaryota; Metazoa; Chordata; Mammalia; Primates; Hominidae
Product: ankyrin repeat domain-containing protein 30B-like
Exons: 4
Coding region: 127-351 (74 amino acids)
Source: RefSeq, a predicted model, not a curated record
GAGUACAGGCAUGCGCCUCCACGCCCAGCUAAUUUUUGUAUUUUUAGUAGAGAUGGAGUUUCACCAUGUUGCCCAGGCUGGGCUCAAACUCCUGACCUCGUGAUCCAGCCGCCUCAGCCUCCUAAAAUGCUGGGAUUACAGAAGGAAGCAACAAAGACAACAACUGCACAACAAGAAAAUGAUAUUGGCAUUAUUGAACGAGCUCCACAAGAGCUAACAAAUAAGAUGCCCACAUCAGAGUCAGGACAAAAAGAAGAUACAAAAUCACCUUCAGUUUCUGAGGUCACAGCUGCGGAUGUGGAAGAGAUAGGAAAGGCCUCACCACUUAAGAUAGAAGCAGCAGCUGCAUAGUGGUAACAGCAAUGAGUGGAUGUCAAAAGGUAAGUCUGUAUU